Messenger RNA from Ornithorhynchus anatinus (platypus), 478 nucleotides. RefSeq names its product histone H2A type 1-like. Gene Ontology annotation, cellular component: nucleosome. The record is from RefSeq and is a predicted model, not a curated record. The coding region runs from base 49 to 441 and encodes 130 amino acids. NCBI's taxonomy places the organism in Eukaryota, Metazoa, Chordata, Mammalia, Monotremata, Ornithorhynchidae. Gene Ontology annotation, molecular function: structural constituent of chromatin; protein heterodimerization activity; DNA binding. The transcript has a single exon.
GGGUUUCUGCUUUGCCUUGAGAGGGUGGUAGGGUUAAGGGUCGUAGUCAUGUCUGGCCGAGGAAAGCAAGGGGGCAAGGUUCGCGCCAAGGCCAAGACCCGCUCGUCCCGGGCGGGGCUGCAGUUCCCGGUGGGCCGCGUCCACCGGCUGCUGCGCAAGGGCAACUACGCGGAGCGGGUGGGGGCGGGCGCGCCCGUCUACCUGGCCGCCGUGCUCGAGUACCUGACGGCCGAGAUCCUGGAGCUGGCGGGCAACGCGGCCCGCGACAACAAGAAGACCCGCAUCAUCCCGCGGCACCUGCAGCUGGCCAUCCGCAACGACGAGGAACUCAACAAGCUGCUGGGCAAGGUCACCAUCGCCCAGGGCGGCGUCCUGCCCAACAUCCAGGCCGUGCUGCUCCCCAAGAAGACCGAGAGCCACCAUAAGGCCAAGGGCAAGUAAGGCCGAGGAGGGACAGGCAAAUUUUCGGGGCCACCUU